AUGGCUUCAUCAAGCUUUUCACCAGCUGGACCUCAAGUCUUCAAUGGAGAAGGCUAUCACAUAUGGGUGGUCAAAAUGAAGACCUACCUGCAGGCAUACGAUCUGUGGGAGGUGGUCAACUCAGAUGUUGAACCAGAACCACUUAGAGGCAAUCCAACAGUGGCUCAGAUCAGGCAGCAUGCUGAUGAGAGGACCAAGAGGCACAAAGCCAUGUCUUGCAUCCAGAACUCAGUGUCUGAUGUGAUUUUCACAAGGAUUAUAGCAUGUGAAUCACCAAAACAGGCCUGGGACAAGUUGCAGGAAGAGUUUCAAGGGACAGAAAGGACAAGGCAGCAACAGUUGUUGAACUUGAGGAGAGAUUUCGAGAAUUUGAAGAUGAAGGAAGAAGAAACUAGCGCGUUCAAUGAAGCUAGGAUAGUGGAGAAGGUUAUAGCAACUCUGCCUGAGAGGUAUGAGGCAAAAAUCUCAUCUCUCGAGGACUCAAGGGAUCUGUCCAUCAUCUUCCUGACAGAGUUGAUCAAUGCUCUAUAUGCUCAAGAGCAGAGGAGAGCAAGCAGACUGGAGGAGCACCAAGAAGGUGCCCUUCAGGCAAGAACAAAUACUGCCUACAAAGGCAAGAAGGCCUGGAGAGACAAACCAAAGAAUGAUGCUGCAAGGAGAGAAGGUCAGACUUGCAAGCACUGCAGAAGGGUUGGUCAUCCAGAAGAAAAGUGCUGGUUUAAUCCAGAAGCUGUAUGUCAGUAUUGUAAGAAGAAGGGUCAUGUUGAGAGAGUCUGCAAGAGUAAGACCAAAUCGAGGUAG
Molecule: messenger RNA, 801 nt
Organism: Gossypium raimondii (Peruvian cotton)
Lineage: Eukaryota; Viridiplantae; Streptophyta; Magnoliopsida; Malvales; Malvaceae
Exons: 2
Coding region: 1-801 (266 amino acids)
Molecular function (GO): nucleic acid binding; zinc ion binding
Source: RefSeq, a predicted model, not a curated record